AUGGCGUUGAUCGAGAGUAUGAAAAUAGUUGGUAUCCGAAGUUUUGGCCCGGAAAACCCGCAAAAAAUCGAUUUUUUCACUCCAGUUACAUUAAUUUUGGGGACCAAUGGAACGGGAAAAACGACUAUCAUCGAGUGCUUGAAGUAUGCCACUACAGGAGACCUUCCUCCCGGAUCCAAAGUUGGAUGUUCUUUCAUUCAUGAUCCUCGCGUGGCGGGUGAAGUGGAAGUCAAGGCCAAAGUGAUGCUUCAAAUUCGUGACGUCCGUGGAUGUAAAAUGACUGUUUCUCGAGCAAUGAGUGCUACACAACGUAAUAAGGCCAAACAGGGAACAUUGAAAACAUUGGACAGUUCAAUCAAACGAUACCUUCCUGAUGGUCGUGAAACCAGCAUCAGCUCAAAGUGUGCAGAAAUCGAUCGUGAAAUGGUAACCAGCCUGGGCGUAUCCAAAGCCGUAUUGGAAAAUGUGAUAUUCUGUCACCAAGAGGAUUCUAACUGGCCAUUGCAAGAAGCGAAAUCGGUCAAACAACGGUUUGACGAUUUGUUUGCUUCCUCGCGUUAUGUGAAGGCGUUGGACGCGAUGCGCAAGUGCAAACAGGAGAAAACCGUUACCUUGCAAAUCUAUAGAACGGACUUGAAACAUUUGAGCAAAAGCCGGGAUGAAGCGCAACGGGUAAAGACCUGCGAAUCGGAGAAAUCUCAUUUGGAAGAUGCGAUUGCAAAUCUGAUGAGCAAUAUAAACAACGAAUUUGAGGGGUUGCGCAGCCAGCACAUGCUCUAA
Molecule: messenger RNA, 780 nt
Organism: Echinostoma caproni
Lineage: Eukaryota; Metazoa; Platyhelminthes; Trematoda; Plagiorchiida; Echinostomatidae
Source: the annotation of a GenBank genome assembly